AUGUCGCCAUCAAGGACUUUGGUGCUUUGGUCGCUUCUGCUGCUGCUGCCGUUGAUUGUUUCUCUCCCAUUCGACAACCUGAACAAACAUGGGCUUGAACUUGCUGAACAUGCAGAGGGACCCCAAAUGGACGCUGAAGAUGAAAAAGUAAUGGGCGAGGUGGAGUCUGCGGUCGACAACUUCAAGAUGCCAUCAAAUCCAUCGAAAGUGAUACCUGCUGGUGCUAGGAAGGGCCUGGGAAAAGCAAGGAAGGCAUUUGGAAAACAUCUUGACGAAGAACUUCAACAGGACGAGCCGCCGCCGCAGAAUCCACAACCGAAGGAAGGUGACCCAGCAAAGAAGCCUGAGGGGGAUGGUGGUCAACAACCGAAAGUGCCUGAAGGAGAGUCGACACCACCACCUGUAGAUCCAACGGACCCGCCUCCAUCAAAUGCGUCAUUGGACGGAGGAGGGGGCGGAAAUGAUACAGAGACAACGCCACCAGUUUCGGGCAACUCUACAACGUCUGGGCCUGAGACUACAUCAGAAGGCGCACCGGGAAGUGACCCGUCAGGCGAGCCGCCAGUGGAGAAAACAGACCCGCCAGUGGUGGGGGGAUCUUCGAUUGCUCCUCCUUCUAAGACUUCUGGCAAGCCUCCACCUCCUUCAACAACAACAACCACUACACCUGCUCCAACAGAGAAGAGUGGUUCGGUGAUAGUCAUUGUCAUUAUCGUUGUUGUGCUUCUGUGUUGCAUUGUCGGAAUUGUUGCUUUCUUCCUUCUCUCAGGCAAAAAAUCGGAGGAUGAAGGGAAGGAAGGGGACGCUGAAGCGGGGACCAAGUCUAGUGCUUCUGCUGCUGGCGGCGCGGAAUCGGAGGCGAAAACAACCGAAGGAGCAGAUAAGAGCGCAACGGAGGAAGGCUCGAAGAAGGAAGACGCCGAGAAGAAAGAUGGGGAAGGUGAAGAAAAGACGGCUGAAUCUGCGGCUGAUGAGGGAGGUGCUGGAGGGACGACUGGAGAGGAAGGAACGGCAAAGGAGGCGGGAACUGAUGCUGAAGAUGCUGCUGAUGAUUCCAAACCUGCAAGCACGGAGGGUGGCGAAGAUGAGGGAGAGGGAGAAGGCGACGAGGAAGAGGUGAGUAAAUAAAACUUUUGUUUUUCCGGAAUGUU
Messenger RNA from Meloidogyne enterolobii, 1151 nucleotides. NCBI's taxonomy places the organism in Eukaryota, Metazoa, Nematoda, Chromadorea, Rhabditida, Meloidogynidae. The record is from the annotation of a GenBank genome assembly.